CCUUUCCUCGCGGACAAGAUGGCGGCGUCCAUGAUGAGAUGCUGUCUGAGAGCAGUUUCCGUUCAGUGUCCUAGCCCUAUUUUCACCAGAAUUGGUAAACACUCUGCAGUGGUACCUGCUUUUGCUAACUUACUGAUUUCUAAUAGACCCUAUGCUUCAAAGAAACAGUCCAGUAAAACAAAAGCCAAAAAGAAAACUGCUGUACCAGAGCUGCUCUAUGAAAAGAAACGUUACAAACCAGCCUUGCCGAUUGGGCCGACAGAUGACGUCUAUUUGACUUGGUGCUACCAGAGACCCGUUUAUGAAGCAGAAGUGGCUGUAGACAUGCUGAAGAAGUUUCAGGAACUGGACUUCACUUCCCCCAGGCAGUUUGUGUAUGCUGACAUCACCCUGGAUAUGUCAAUGGACAAGAAGAAACCAGUGGAGCCAUUCACCGCUACUGUUCUUCUGCCACACUGUUUUCUGGAUAACACCCACAAGGUUCUGGUGUUCACAGAGAACGCGGAUGAAGCCGUUAUAGCGAAAGAACACGGAGCUGCGUUUGUAGGAGGGUACGAAUUAGUUAAGCCCAUUGCAGAUGGUGAAAUCCAAGCAGAUUUUUAUGUCUCUGUGCCUCCAAUGUUAUCGAAGAUUAACAGUUUAAGGAGCGUACUGAAAGACAAGCACCCAAAGUCUAAAAACGGGUCCGUCAGCUACGACAUUCCAAAGAUGCUCAGCUUCUUCCAAGUGUGCCUCGAGUACAGGGUGGAGAACGAAAACGUAAUCAAGCCGUGGUUCGCAAGGCUGGAUAUGCCUAAUGACCAGAUAGUUGCCAAUCUGGAUGCGCUUAUUAAGGACAUUUGUAAAUACAGACCUUUGAGCUACG
Molecule: messenger RNA, 865 nt
Organism: Gekko japonicus
Lineage: Eukaryota; Metazoa; Chordata; Lepidosauria; Squamata; Gekkonidae
Gene: MRPL1
Product: mitochondrial ribosomal protein L1
Exons: 8
Biological process (GO): translation
Cellular component (GO): large ribosomal subunit
Molecular function (GO): RNA binding; structural constituent of ribosome
Source: RefSeq, a predicted model, not a curated record